Boleophthalmus pectinirostris (great blue-spotted mudskipper) is the source of this 3287-nucleotide messenger RNA. It is a transcript of the gene nefma, whose product is annotated as neurofilament medium chain a. The transcript has 4 exons. The coding region runs from base 77 to 2524 and encodes 815 amino acids. Gene Ontology annotation, biological process: neurofilament bundle assembly. Gene Ontology annotation, molecular function: structural constituent of cytoskeleton. The record is from RefSeq and is a predicted model, not a curated record. Gene Ontology annotation, cellular component: intermediate filament; axon; cytoplasm. NCBI's taxonomy places the organism in Eukaryota, Metazoa, Chordata, Actinopteri, Gobiiformes, Gobiidae.
CCACACACACCUCCACGUGUGCUCUGCGCUCCGCCUCAUUGUGCCCCAGUUCUGAUCUGCAGUGCCCCAGUCAGGCAUGGACCCCACAGGGAGCCCGUUCAGAAGAACCAUGGAGACCCGGACCUACUACACCCGCCCCGUCGGGUCCCCAUCCAGCGGAUUCCGCUCCCAGUCGUGGUCCCGUGCGAGUCCCGCGUCCACUGUGAGCUACAAGCGCACUGUCAAUGUGCCGGUGUCCCGCGCACACAGUAACAUAGAGAGCGCAGACUUCAGCCUGAACGGGGAAUACACACGCGCCUCAGAGAAGGAGCAGCUACAGGGGCUCAAUGACCGCUUUGCUGUCUACAUUGACAAGGUGCACUUCCUCGAGCAGCACAACCAGCAACUCGAGGCAGAGAUCCAGGCUCUGCGGGACAGGCAGGUGUCCCGGACCCAGCUGGGAGACGCAUACGAUCAGGAGCUGCGUGAGCUACGACUCGCUCUAGAGCAGGUACACCGCGAAAAGGCGCAGGUGCACCUGGACUCAGAGCGCCUAGAGGAGGACAUUCAGCGGCUCCGCGAACGCUUUGAGGACGAGGCCCGGCUCCGCGAGGACACCGAAGCCAUCAUCCGGGUCCUGAAGAAGGACACGAGCGACGCAGACCUGCUCAAGGCAGAACUCGAGAAGAAAGUUCAGUCUCUACAGGACGAGGUGGCUUUCAUCCGGAAUAACCACGAGGAAGAAGUACGUGAGCUGCUUGCGCAGAUUCAGGAGGCACAGGUGCGCGUGGAGCGCCGAGAUACGCACAAGGCUGACAUCACCGAUGCUCUGCGCGAGAUCCGCUCUGAGCUCGAGGGUCACUCCACACAGAACCUCCAGCACGUAGAAGCCUGGUUUACAAAUCGUUAUGCAAAAUUAACCGAGGCUGCAGAACAGAACAAGGAUGCUAUCAAGUCCGCGCGUGACGAGAUCGCAGAAUACCGCCGCCAACUCCAGACUAAGACCGUGGAGCUGGAGUCCGUGCGCGGCACCAGGGAUUCCCUCGAGCGGCAGCUCAAUGACAUCGAAGACCGCCAUAACAGCGACUUGGCGAGUCUCCAGGAAACCAUUCACCAACUGGACAAUGAGCUCAAGAGCACCAAAUGGGAGAUGGCCCGUCACCUGCGUGAAUACCAGGAUCUGCUCAAUGUCAAGAUGGCCCUGGAUAUUGAGAUUGCUGCAUACAGGAAACUUCUGGAAGGUGAAGAGACCCACUUUAGCACUUCUUUCCCAUAUCGCCAGACCAUCUCCAAAACCAAGUCCGAAGCUCCCAGGCUGAAGGUGCAGCACAAGUUUGUGGAAGAGAUCAUCGAAGAGACCAGGGUGGAGGACGACAAAGCUGAAAUGGACGAAGCUUUGGCCGAGAUCGCUCAGGAGCUGUCCGCUACUCUGGAGGAAGAUGGAAACGAAGAGGAGGGAGGGGAAGAGGGAGAGGAGGAGGGAGAGGGAGAGGAAGUAAUAGCCGCUUCCGAAGCUAAAGUCAGCUCCAGCGCCCCAGGAGAAGAGGGAGAGGCAGAGGAGGAAGAAGAGGGCAAAGAGGGUGGAGAAGAAGAGGAGGAAGAGGAGGGUGAAGGUGAAGCGGGAGAGGAAGGAGAGAAGGAGGAAGAGGAGGGCGGAGAUGAGGAAGGAGGAGAUGAGGAAGGAGAGAAGGAGGCUGAGGAUGAAGAGGGAGGAGAUGAAGGUGAGGAGGGAGGAGAGGAAGGAGGUGAGGUGGUGGAGGAGACAGUGCUGUGCUCCAAAGCUCCAGAGUCCAAAGCAUCUCCAGACAAAGAGAAAGAGGGAAGUGGUGGAGAGGAAGAGGCAGCUGAUGAAGAAGCUGGUGAUGACAAAGAAGAAGAAGCAGAUGAUGACAAAGCAUCUAAAAGUGGCGAUGAGAAGGAGGACAAAGACGACAGCAAUAAGGAUGAGAAGAAAGAAGAACCUGUCUCUAAGAGUGAAGCUCCAAAGACAGAAUCCAAAGCUACCAAACCUGAUUCUCCCAAGUCUGAGUCUCCAAAGGCUGGCUCUCCCAAGAGUGAGUCUCCAAAAGCUGGUUCUCCUAAGUCUGAAUCUCCUAAAGCUGGCUCUCCCAAGUCUGAGUCUCCCAAGCCCAGCAGCCCCAAAGAAAGCUCCCCGAAGUCUGAAUCUCCAAAAGCUCAGUCCCCCAAAAAGGAGACUGCACCCAAGGAUGACAAACCAGAGAAGCCCGAUGACAAGAAGGUUGAGAAGAAAGACGCAGCCAUGAACGGAGACUUAGACAAGAAAAAAGAUGAAGAAAAAGAAGUGAUUGCCAACGGCGUGGACGACAGCCCUGUGAAAGAUGAUGCUGGCCAGAAAGUCGUCAUCACCCAAACUGUGGAGACCAUCACCACCGGAGAAGAUGGCUCCAAGCACAUCACCAAAUCCGUCACUGUUACAGAAACAGUGAAGGAAGUUGAAGAGGAGGUCCAGGAGAAGGUGGUGGCAACAAAGAAGAUGGAAAAACACUCCACCCAGACCGUCAAGCAGGUGACCGAGGCUGAGUAGGAGGCGUUGGCUUCAGAGGGCGGGGCCAAAGGAGGAGGAGGAGUCAAGAGAAGACAAAGCAAUCAACCAAUCAUAACAGCUAGAGCGGCGUACUUCAAGAUAACCACAACACGAUCCUAGAAGCCAAAAAGAAAACGCUAAACAUCUCCAAAAUGCAUGUCGAGUGAAAGCUUUAAGUGGGCGGAGCAAAGACAGACGUUUGGUUAUUACUUGUUCCUUUAUUUCUUUAUGCAGUUCAUUUUGGGAAAAGAGGGAGGGGGGCGGGGUCUCUGCAUGCUAGCUCAGGGGAGAGGGUGCCACGUCCUCUCGAAUGUGUAUGAUAGGAACACAUUGUAAAAAAGAGUCUAUAUAUAUAUAUAUCAAAGCAAUGAAUGCACUAAGGGUGGGAGAGUGAGAUCUAUAUUAUUAAGAGUUUUUUGAGUAUUAUAAAGGGAUAAAGGGGCAGCUAAGGAGGGAGGGUCCUCUACACAUGUUGAAGAAGCCUUACUGUACUUGAGAUGAUAAAUCUACUGAGCCAAAAAAGUAACUAACAACACAAAUGACAGGAUAGAAAGUCCCAGGGCAAUUGAGCGAUGGACCAUAUUACAUCAAGUAUCUGAAGCUUAACCAACCUACUGAAGACUACUAGCCUUAAACAUGCUUUUUAUCAGUGUCUGUUAUGUUUACCUGAGUGCAACUGAAAAUAAUCAAUCACUGUACAUGCGGCGGUAUGUGCAUUCUUGUAUGCAUAGGAUGGACUUGAAUUUAAAUACAAAAUAAAUGA